Loxodonta africana (African savanna elephant) is the source of this 6558-nucleotide messenger RNA. It is a transcript of the gene PHEX, whose product is annotated as phosphate regulating endopeptidase X-linked. The transcript is spliced from 23 exons. Gene Ontology annotation, molecular function: metalloendopeptidase activity. The record is from RefSeq and is a predicted model, not a curated record. Lineage: Eukaryota; Metazoa; Chordata; Mammalia; Proboscidea; Elephantidae. Gene Ontology annotation, biological process: protein processing. Gene Ontology annotation, cellular component: plasma membrane. The coding region runs from base 75 to 2411 and encodes 778 amino acids.
CAAGAUAAUCAUCUCUCCCAAAAGGUUGAAAAAUUAAUGCAGACAAUGGCACAGAAUGAAGACUGCACUUUCUAAUGGAUGAUUCUCUCACACCCCUCCUCCACCAAUCUCCACUCACUCUCAAGUCUUCCUUUGUGUGCCGUCUACGUCCGUCCCUUCUGAUGGAACCAGAAACCGGGAACAAUGUUGCUACUGGGAAGAUGGCCAACAGGGGCACUCGAAUUGCCCUGGUCGUGUUUGUAGCUGGCACCGUGGUGCUAGGCACUCUCCUCUUUCUAGUGAGUCAAGGUCUCAUAAGUCUCCAAGCUAAACCGGAGUACUGCUUGACGCCAGAAUGCGUUGAAGCUGCUGCUGUCAUCUUGAGUAAAGUAAAUCUGUCUGUGGAUCCCUGUGAUAAUUUCUUCCGGUUCUCUUGUGAUGGCUGGAUAAACAAUAAUCCAAUUCCUGAAGAUAUGCCAAGCUAUGGGGUUUAUCCUUGGCUCAGACGUAAUGUUGACCUCAAGUUGAAGGCACUUUUGGAGAAAUCAGUCAGUCGAAGGCGGGACACUGAAGCCAUACAGAAAGCCAAAAUCCUUUAUGCAUCCUGCAUGAAUGAGAAAGCAAUAGAAAAAGCAGAUGCCAAACCAUUGCUGCGCAUCCUACGGCAUUCACCUUUCCGCUGGCCGGUGCUGGAAUCGAAUAUUGGCCCUGAAGGGCUUUGGUCAGAGAGGAAGUUCAGCCUUCUGCAGACGCUUGUAACUUUUCGUGGUCAAUACAGCAACUCUGUGUUCAUCCGUCUGUAUGUGUCCCCUGAUGACAAGGCGUCCAAUGAACACAUCUUGAAGCUGGACCAAGCAACCCUCUCCCUAGCCGUGAGAGAAGACUACCUUGAUAACAGCACAGAAGCCAAGUCUUAUCGGGAUGCCCUUUACAAGUUCAUGGUGGAUACUGCCGUGCUUUUAGGAGCUAAUAGCUCCCGAGCAGAACAUGACAUGAAGUCAGUGCUUAGACUGGAAGUUAAAAUAGCUGAGAUAAUGAUUCCACAUGAAAACCGAACCAGUGAGGCCAUGUACAACAAAAUGAACAUUUCCGAACUGAGUGCUAUGAUACCCCAGUUUGACUGGCUGGGCUACAUCAAGAAGGUCAUUGACACGAAACUCUACCCUCACCUGAAGGACAUCAGCCCCUCAGAGGACGUGGUUGUCCGAGUCCCACAGUACUUUAAGGAUUUGUUCAGGAUCUUAGGCACUGAGAGGAAGAAGACCAUUGCCAACUAUUUGGUGUGGAGGAUGGUUUAUUCCAGAAUUCCAAACCUUAGCAGGCGCUUUCAGUAUAGGUGGCUGGAAUUCUCAAGGGUAAUCCAGGGGACCACAACUUUGUUGCCUCAGUGGGACAAAUGUGUAAACUUUAUUGAAAGCGCCCUACCUUAUGUUGUUGGAAAAAUGUUUGUGGAUGUGCACUUCCAGGAAGAUAAGAAGGAGAUGAUGGAGGAAUUGAUUGAGGGUGUUCGCUGGGCCUUUAUUGACAUGCUGGAGAAAGAAAAUGAGUGGAUGGAUGCAGAGACCAAAAGGAAAGCCAAAGAAAAGGCAAGAGCUGUUUUGGCAAAAGUUGGCUAUCCUGAGUUUAUAAUGAAUGACACUCAUAUUAAUGAAGACCUCAAGGCAAUCAAGUUUUCAGAAUCUGACUACUUUGGCAACGUCCUGCAAACCCGCAAGUAUUUAGCACAGUCUGAUUUCUUCUGGCUGAGAAAAGCAGUUCCAAAAACAGAGUGGUUCACAAAUCCAACGACCGUCAAUGCCUUCUACAGUGCAUCCACCAACCAGAUACGAUUUCCAGCAGGGGAGCUCCAGAAGCCUUUCUUUUGGGGAACAGAAUAUCCUCGAUCUCUGAGUUAUGGUGCUAUAGGAGUAAUUGUUGGACAUGAGUUUACACAUGGAUUUGAUAAUAAUGGGAGAAAAUAUGAUAAAAAUGGAAACCUGGAUCCUUGGUGGUCUGUUGACUCAGAAGAAAAGUUUAAAGAAAAAACAAAGUGCAUGGUUAACCAGUAUAGUAACUAUUAUUGGAAGAAAGCUGGCUUAAAUGUGAAGGGGAAGAGGACCCUGGGAGAAAAUAUUGCUGAUAAUGGAGGUCUGCGGGAAGCUUUCAGGGCUUAUAGGAAAUGGGUAAAAGACCACAGGCAGGGAGUGGAGGAGCCUCUCCUACCAGGCAUCACAUUCACCAACAACCAGCUCUUCUUCCUGAGUUAUGCUCACGUGAGGUGCAAUUCCUACAGACCGGAAGCUGCCCGAGAACAAGUCCAGAUUGGUGCUCACAGCCCUCCUCAGUUUAGAGUCAAUGGUGCAAUUAGCAACUUUGAAGAGUUCCAGAAAGCUUUUAACUGUCCACUCAAUUCCACGAUGAACAGAGGCAUGGACUCCUGCCGACUCUGGUAGCUGGGCCUCUGCUUUCUGCCAUCUAGAGCGAGCUGAACAGUGCCGUUAGAUGCCGCACUGAGCACUCAGCUCCCACUGCUUCAGGCCUAUAUUCCCUGAGAACUUUUAUUUUUAAUGCAUUUUCAUUAUUUGGAUAGGGGAUCUGCUUGGAUCUUAAUAGUAUCUGUUCAAAGUUCUAGGACUUAAACAAUGGAAUACGAGAAAUGGACCAAGUCUGCUACUUUAGAAAACCAAACCAACAAAAAUAAAUGCCUAGGCUACUAUUGUUAAAACGCUAUCUGCCAAAUUGUUGCUAUUGUCCAUUUUAGUGGGUUAGGCGCAGCUAAGUGGCACAUACCAUCUUAAUCUACAGCUUUGCAGGGGGCCUAAAUAGACUGGAUCCAUAUAAAUUCAAUCAUCUAUUAAACUGGUAACCCUCAAUGAUGCAGACACAUGUUUGGACACCUUGGAGGUCUACUGCUCUGUAGAAUACAGUGCUAGAUUUUAUGUACGUUACUAUACAGCAUUUUUAACCUCUAAGAUAAAUUAGACAUAUUUUAGAUCUUCACUUUUCAAUUUUUUGUUGAAGUUCUUGCCCUCAAUUUGAGUCCUAUCGGACUGGAAACGUGCCUUCCAACUUGUGUCUGAUGUAGCUAAUUGCCCUGUUCAAGUCAGCAUGAAUGAAGCUGGCAGAAAGGCUACUUGGUAAAGGAUUUGAGCAUAUCAAAUAGAAAAAAGGAUAUAGCUUCAGACCCUGAAAGAAGUCAAAGCACCUAGUCAUGCAGCAGCAGGGUAACUAGGAAAUGUAAUCUCCCCAAUUUUAUCUAGUCUGUCCAAACAAACCUUGGUGGUUAUGUCUAUCUGCUGGAGAAAGCUCUAGCCUGGGUUAUUUUUCUUUAGCCUACUUCCUGUCUGUCUUGUUACCCUUCUCUAUGUGCAUUCUCCUGUUUCUGAAAUGAGGAGGCACUAAGAAAAUGAUUUUCUAAUUCCCCAUUAGGAACAUAUGGCUUUUGUGUCCCUUUAGUGCAAAGGGACACAUACCACCCUGAGGAGGAAGCAAAGUGCCCUUCCUUUUCGGCUUGUUUGAUGUUACCUCUGUUUUAGAAAACCUUUUUGAAAAAGUUCUUGAUUGAAGACAUUUUCAAAUUUAAAAUUCCCUGCACAGUCCCAAGAAACGUAAUUUGUAUUCUUCAAGUCUUCUAAGAGUCUGAAAGAAAGAGCAGCACUGUGUGUUUGAUCCUCAGACCUUUUUCCUUUUAAGUGAACUCCUCUAUCUCUUAUGAGUGUGUGUGGAGGAUAAAAUCUUCAUGGCCUUAAAGCAAUUUACCUGGCAUUUCCAGUUUCUUAAAAUAGCCAUUUCCUCCUUUUCACAUUGUUCAUUGUACAUGAGGUACUGGGGGAAGUGGGGCAAUAGGAGAAUCUCAAAAGCAAAAUGACAAACUCAGAGUAAGCACAGGAGCCCAUUUUGCAUUCCUAUGAUCUGUUAUCCUUUUUUAAAAUAUAGAUACACCCGAGUGUGUGCCAGGUCUUCUUGUAACCAUGGGAACUUCUGAAGAGAGAAAAAUGGAGGGGCACCAUGAUGAGGAAAACAAUUACACCACGUUAGCCAGAAGAGAGGGAUUUUCCCCUUAACUUCCUCCUCUCCAAAUGGAUACACUUCUGAAGGGCAGCUACCUUUCCCUCCUCUUAACCGUAGCUUAAUGUGACCUUAGUUUGUAUUUCGAAAGCCAAGUGAUAUUAGAUUAGGGGUGCUGAAAAUUAAUGUGCCUUUUCCCUGGAGGAAUCAUUCUGAUUUGGUUUAGACACAUAAGAUACUUCUUGUUUUAUUCCUGCACAUGGACAUUUAAAAUCAGUUGAGGUUUGUCAUGCUUAUAUGAAGUCUUUUCCUUCUUAUUUCUUUUUGAACUCCAAAGAAGCAUAUUUUGCAGGUCAGAGAAGGUGUUUGAUGAAGGCAUAGAAUUAUGACUUCGGAAAUGGAAAUCAUUAAGUCAAUUACUAAUUUGGGAAAACUGGUUGGUGAUCAAUUGGGACCCCCACAGUUUCUACAUGAUACUAUUACCUUGUCCUGAUUAACUUUACUUGAUGGAACUCCGUUAUGCUGAACGUUGUAGUUAGGAUGGCCAUUAUUCAAAACAAAACAAAAAACAAACCAAAAGAAGCAAUAUCAAUCAUCGCUAUAAGCUAGAACAAUUUUCUAGUAGGACUGGAUUUCCAACAUGCUCAUGUCUCAAUCUCCAAAUCACACUCUUGUCCCUCCUCGACAGCACAGAUUGCUAAAAGAAACAGACACUGAUUAAGUGGUAGAAGGAAGAAGGUAAAAAGCAACUGGAAGGGAAGAAAAUAAAGCCUGGAGAAGCUGGCCUAAGAAUUUGGCUCUGACGAGAAGACAGGAUUUUGGAAUCCUUGCUAUGCACAUCCACUGGAGUAGAUCCAUAAAACCCAAAACCAAACCCAUUGCCGUUGAGUCGAUUCCGACUCAUAGCGACCCUAUAGGACAGAGUAGAACUGCCCCACAGAGUUUCCAAGGAGCGCCUGGUGGAUUCGAACUGCUGACCUCUUGGUUAGCAGUCACAGCACUUAACCAGUACGCCACCAGGGUUUCCAAGAGCCAUAAAGCUUUACAAAAAUAAUUAUGGUAAAUUAAGAGGAAAUUAGAUAUUGGUUCUUAGACUAGGGAUGCCAUAACACACUUCUCUGAUUCAUAUACCAGAUGUUCUACCAGUGAAGUAUUGUCUGGGCAUUGGAGGGAGUUAGGUUUUUGUGAAACUCUCCUGGAUUAGUUAAGGAUUGUAUGUAUAUGAAGUGGUAUUGCCUGGGCUUAUCACCAUUGCCCCAGGUUUGUUGAGCUUUUCACCAAGCACCCAGAAUUGGCUUUCUCUUUCCAUUUUUUCCUUUUAUGAGAUGGACUUGGACAUGACUAAUACAAGCUCAGGAUUCAUAAAUUAUCCUGAAGUUUAUUUAGUGCCUUUCCUCAAUGGAGCUUAAAGCAGAGCACAUAAAUUUUCUCUUAUUUAGCCCUGGAGCAUCGCUAAGAAGCAACUAGGAACUAUGGCUUGCCAGACAGGAAAUGCUCCUGCCAGAGGAGUGGAGAAUAUGAAAUAGCUUGUCGAGUAGCCCAGUGUCAGGAAAGGCAGAGCCUCUGCGCUUUGGGCUACUGGCUUUUGGAUUAACCUGCAUCCCUUCGGCUACCCUAUUUCUAAGUGCAUUCAGCAUUUCUCUUGUCAUUCAGUGUUUGAUAGGCUUCUUCCUUGAUAUUUUUAGCAUAAUGCCUCAGUUACAUAUUAAAUUGUGGAAGAAUAUAUGGUUAUUUCAUACAACAACAUUCUCAUCGCCAGUGGCAAUGCCCCACUGGUUUAAAGAAAGGUGUUCUUGGAUUAUGCAUUUUAUAUCUAAAUGUUCGCCGUGAGACUAAUUUGGUUGUAUUUUCUUCCCCUACUCAUGAAACAAUGUGAACAAAUAUUUUAAGGACAAUAAAAAGUUGGUUGAAGAUUUUCUGUUUCUCUCCUUUUUUUAAAGACAGUAAUGCCUAUUACAUCCUCUAAUAUUCAGUUCUGUUUCAGUCACUGUUAUUCACCAAAUUAGACACACACACACACACACACACACAGAGAGAGAGAGAGAGAGAGAGAGAGAGAGCACUCUAGUAGACUAGCCUUCCUGGUUUAGAAAAUUGGGAUUUGCAGUAACUUCUCCAUAGACAAUGAGAGAUUUCCAAAGUGGUCAAUGUUUUUUCUUCCAGCAUGUAAGUUAGCAGCUGUGGCUUAUUGCCUUUGCAACACUAUCUCUACUGGGAAAAGAGAGGCCUCUGAGGAAAUGAUCAACCAUGAUAGGGCUGGUUUUUGAAAAGUGACAAUGAACAUUACUCUUACUAUCAAACUAAAGUAUCUCCAUAUGCUAUUACCACUCUUUAACGGUCUAGUCAGUUUACAGUCAUUCAUUCAACACACAAGAACUGAACACCCAUUAUGUUUAAAGCAAUGUAUUUAGGUGGAUAAUAUAUAAUCUCUGGACUUCAAUGAAUGGUCCGGUCUAACAUAGGAGACAGGUACAUGAACUGUUAUAAUGAUCAUACUGAAUGAUAAGUGUGAUGACAGACAAAUACAUCAGGUGUGGUGUGGAGCACAGAGAAGGAAUUCUCUGUCUCUCUUCUAGCGGAAAAAAAAAAUUU